AUUCAGGUUAUACUUCGUUGUGGAGAAAACAGUUACAGCAAUGAGCUUGUAAAACUGCUUGAUUCUUGAAAAGAACUCUUUUUACCAGCUAGAACUCAUGCCAAAAUACAGCACAAGGACUUAUGGCCGAAAUCGCAGCAAAGAGUCGCAAAUUUCCCGGGAAUUUGAUGAAAUUCAGAAGAGCCAAAAUUCGAAUUCGACCUCUACUUCAGAAAACACUUUUACAAGAAAACUCAGCAGAAAGUCACCAUGGUCGAGAACAAGUAGGGUCGUUGAAUUAAGUGUUAGCAACUUGGCAAAGGAAGCAACUGUAGACGGAUCAAAAACAAACAAACGCAGGAAAUUAGACGUGAUUGAGGAGAAAGACCCAUUCGCUUUUGACGAAGAUGACGUGACGACUCAAGGCUCAAAGAAAAUCGUAUCUCAAAGUAACGCCAUCACCAAACAACGAAUCACAAACCAGGCAUUAACAACAGAAUUUACCGAUAAAAGUACAGAUGAUGAAGCUUAUAGUAGCUCACAGGAAUGGAGUGAAACUUCCUCACAGGGCGGUGAAAAAAAAGUUUCCAGUAAUUACAGGAAAAAGCCAACUGGGGUAAGUCUAAGUAUAUUUUGCUGAGAGAUAGAGGGUAAAUAAUUGUCCAAUUUCAGUGAACUAUCAAGCUUGCAAUUAUUAUUUAUUCAUCAAAUUUUCGCGUGGAACGAAUGAAAAAUAAAACAAUACCAGGAGAAAAGCAAUAGGUUCCCCAAAAGUGCUUUAUGAUCAGGCAUCACAGUAUUCGUAUAAUGUGUUUUUGUUUUAAUUUAACAGAUGAGUUGGCUCAUAGAUGUGUGCAGUUUUAUCACGCGGGUCUUCUAAGAAAUGUAUUACUUUGGUUGUCAAUGAAAAAAACACAGUAAUUGGUAUUAUUAGAAAAUCACCCUGGAUCCAGUAUACCCAAAAAACUUAAAUUAGUUAAUAAACUAAUUAUUAAAAAUAACACAUAACAAAAUGACUUAAACUGUGACAUGUCCAUUAUUGUGAACUUCAUUGGCUUCAACACGUUAGUAAUCAUCACAGUUGUGUACACUUCUUAAGCAGUUAAAAAAACCCUGAAACAUAUUCAAGCUUGAACAAGAUUCCCAUAGCUUUUGUGAUGUCGAGUGCUGCAGUGCUCUUACCACUGACCUAUCAUGCCAAUUAUAAGCUGGUCACUUUUUGGGUUUGUAAUAUACCGGUAGCAAAUGAAGAUGUGAAAAUGAACAAAAGGGAGAUGUAAAGAAUCAACCAUAAGAGGACACAGAAAAAAAUCUGAGCCCCAGAUGGGAUUCGAACCCACGACCCUCCGUGUUCUAGAUCGGAUGCUCUGACCUCUGAGCUACUGAGGACUCGUUGGCGAGCAAGGGUUGCUCGCCAACGAGUCCUCAGUAGCUCAGAGGUCAGAGCAUCCGAUCUAGAACACGGAGGGUCGUGGGUUCGAAUCCCAUCUGGGGCUCAGAUUUUUUUCUGUGUCCUCUUAUGGUUGAUUCUUUACAUCUCCCUUUAUUUCCUUUAUAAUAUUAAUAUCAGUGGCAUAGAAAAUGAACAAAUUACAUUUUAUACAUGUUUAUCAUUUCUGUGUUAAAUCUUUUUCCCACAGUUCUAAUGUAUGAAAUAUCUUACGUUCAUUUUCGUGUCAAUGGCUUUGUACAGAUGGUACAGCUGCUAUUGUCAUCCUGGUACUGACCACAGAUGGUACUGUUUGUCUGUAGUAUUUUUUCUUUUCAUAUUGUUUCUUUGUUACUUUGCAGUCCCCUUUCAAGAAUUUUCUAAAGAACAAUGACAAGUCAUUAUCACCAAAUAAAAGCAACUCUUUAAGGAGACUUUCAGCCUUGGUAAGAGCUUAAUAAUAUUAUUAUGUUUACCCGACUUACAUUUCUUAUACUUGAAAGAGAACUUUGUCCUUGACCCAGCUACUCAUAGGCCAGGUUGCAGUCACUCAGGUUUACAGUACAAAAUGUAUUAACAACUUUUUUAAAACUUAGAGUAACUUGUUGAUUUUACUGCAGUAGGUGGCUAAAAAAGCCAGCUGCCAGCUCCUGAUGACGGCCCUGAAUUAACAAGAACCUCAAAUUACAAAAUUGGGUUGAAAAUUUUGCUUUUCCUUGGGUUAAAGGGAAUCAUCGUGGAAGAAAUCCAUGCAGCGUGCAAAGAAAGUAGUGUCCGAUAGCCCGGGGCUAGUGGAUUUUGCUAUCGCGCCAGUGAAUUCUGUUCUUAAUUUGCCCGACGGGCAAGUGAAGUACUUUUGAGGAAUUCAACCUACAGAACAACUGUGAAAUCAUUUCUGCUCAUCAAAAACUUUGGGGGGACUAGUUGAAAUGACCUUUGGGCUAGUAAAUGCCAGCUUCACCUUGCCCAAAUUGCAAGCUGUAAAAAUGACUUUCUUUGCACACUUCCCACAGCUAGCAUACAUGCAUAGCGUAGACCACAGACUUUUAUCUCUGCAGCCCCUCUUUGUUUUAUUUUGGUAAUGACUUGAUUUACUUUAUCACUGGUUAUUGUUAGAUUCAGUUUGUCAUUCCUAAACCAGUCCCACGUGUUGUUUUGAUUGGGCAUUGUAGUCGUUCUUACCUCUUACCAUCCUUGUUUGUAUGGCUGCCCAGUUUAUAUUAUACCCAUUGGCUCUAUUUAUUUUGUUUGAAGCCAACUAGUGCAGAUUUUAGUGAGGACUCCCAAGAUGAUGAGUACGCUGAUGUUCCAAGUGUCAAACAGACUUCAUCAUGGCCACAGCCAAAGAAAGAACACUCUGCGAGUGCAGUAAGAGUUAAAAGAACAGAGAAACCAGUGAGUCAAUAGUUAUUGUUAAAGAUCAGCAAGUAACAUCAACAUCUGUGACUUUUUUUGAAUUCCAACCCCCAGUCUGUGAAAAACUUUGUUACUAUUAUCAUUUUUUUAAAAUAGCAUAACAGUUUCCUGUCUUUGCCUUUGCUAUGAUGGGUAACAAUUUUGUUUUUACAAUUCUAGCUUUUUACAGUUGUGAGAAAUGUGAAACAAGUUCAUGAGUGCUUGGAGUCUGGAGAGGAUCAGCAGGUGUGAUAUAGUGUGUCACUGAAAAUGAAACCUUGUAAUAUUAAUGAUAAUAGCAGUUUCAUGUUGGAAAAAAAAACAGACAAACAAAAAAGUAAACAGGAGUUCAGAAAAAAAAUAAAUAGAAUUAAUUUUAAAUAUUGAAUAUUAAUUGUUCAAUUAGCACUUCUGUUAGGAUGAGUCAAUUAUGUACACUCAGGUUCAUUAAAAAUCCAGCUGAUAGAGGGCUAACGGUGUGGAUCUUGGAGAGAUUAAUCAUCACUAAAAAUGUGGGGAAAAUCCCAUAAUUAUAGCUUCCAAGUACCCUUAGUCUGUAGAAUUGUAUCACACAUGGACAGUGAGAAGAUUUGGCAGCAUGACUUGCUUCCCUCUUUUCUUGGUUUAAGACUCUUUGCCUCUUGCAGUUGAGAACUUCCUCAUAACCUUCCAGGACUACCUUUGGGAAUCUACCCAAUCUAGCUAAUCAAUAUUCAAUAGGUUGUAAUAUCUCCUCCUAUUUCAUUCAGCAUUUAGUAAGUACUGAAUUUAAAAAACCUUGAUCUUUUAACAAACACUUAGCUUACAUUUCAUUAUAACCAAAGAUCAACAUGCAAAGAAAGGCGUGUCCAAUAGCCCGUGGCUAUUGGAUUUUAUUAUCGGGCUAGUGAAUUCUGUCUUUAACUUGCCGGCCUGGUAAACGAAAUUUUUUAAGGAAUUCUAAUCUCAAAAGAACUGUUAUCGACCCUGCUCAUCAUUGGGCUAGUACAUGCUAACUACAGCUUGCAUGAAUGGCAAGCUGUAAAAUUGACUUUCUUUGCUCCCUGAAGGAUAGUAAUGUAGAAUAACAUAGAGAUGUAUACUGGCAUGUGCUGACUUUUUCUUAGUUCUUUGAUGAUGUCGAGUACCUUCUGGAUGGCCUCAAAGAGAGCCGAUCAAUAUCAACACGUUGCCUUAGUGCGCUGGACUUUGCAUCACAUUGUUCUCAAACAUUAUUUAGAGUGAGUCUAAGAGCUCAUGGAUUUUCACCCAAGAUUUUUUCUUCCCUUCAAGAUGCUCCGUCCGAUAAGGUGAGGAUUCCAAUAAAUUGAAACAGUUAUCACAUUGUCUUAACAAGAAUCAAUGCCAGUAAUGUUUUGUAAUAAUGUAGGGUUUAUCCAUGGUUCACAGGAAGUGGUAUAUUAAUUUUUUAUCCAUUACUGACAAUGCCAAAGAGAAGGAGACACGGCCUGAUGAGCCACUUGGCUCAAAUACCAACUUAACCUUCACCUUUUACAAUGUAUGAAUUAAGAUUAUUUAUUGAAUAAAUACAGUUGACUCCUGAUAACUCAAACCCUCGCUAACUCGGACCAAAAUCGAUUUCCCCUGGAUUUCUGUCAUGCAUUUACUGUAAUUUUACCCUUGGUAACUCGAACCCUCGAUAACUUGAACCUCCCACUAACUCAAAGUAGUUUUUUCCCCCUCAGAUCAUUUCUAUAUAAUUUUACCCUUGAUAACUCAAACCAUGUUUUGAGCCCUUAAGAAUUGGGGAAAAAACAGUCUAGUGGUGUCUGAAACAUUGACUUUUGAAUAUCCCAUUGGGCAUGUUGUUGCUUCUCAAAACAGUAAAACGCAUGCUCUAUUUAGGCUUUUGUUUUGUUAUGUUACGUUCUGAUUUAUAAUCUAGAAGUAUCUUUCAAUUUUCACUUAACAUUUCUACAAUUAACUGUGAUUAAAAUGUUCACUGUGCGGUAAAAACUGUUUUUUCCUUACUCCCGGCUAUUUUCUUCAAGCUCCCAAUAAUUCGAACUCCCGAUAACUCGAACUUUUUUUGAUUUCCCUUGAAAGGUUUGAGUUAUUGGGAGUCAAUUGUAUGCAUGUUGGUGCAGUGACUAGCACCUUUGCACUUUUACUCAGUUAACACUUUAAUUAUUUACUCAUUCUACUGCCAUUCCAGUGCCUUGCUCUUUGUACAUCAGCUAUAACCUUGAUGUUAUCUCAAGAUCGUCAAAAUGCCGACUUGGACAGAUUUGCUCUUGGUGAGACCCAUUAUCAUCUACUGUCAUGUAGAUUGCUCUUCUCUCAUUCCUUUAAAAAAAAAAAGUCCCAUACAAUAUACCAUGCACUUAUUGCCUGUUAGUGGACUAACCAUGCCCUUCAGCAGUUCUCUCAAUGUCCAAUGUCUUUGUGACAGUAGGGAGUUUUAGCAACGAGGAUGACGAUAGCAGCAAAAAUGUCACCAUUAAAAGUCUUUGCUUUGUUUCAAAGUUUGUCCUAAUAAUUCAGCCCGCUUUAAUAAAAUGUCAACUGUAGUUAAAUAAGUAUCAUUGGAAUUGAAUUAAUUGGAACCUUAUGGAAGAUUAGAAGAAGAAAAACCAAUACAGUGGAACCCCGCCUUACGACCACCUCGUUAAUACGACCACCUCGUUAUUACGACCACUUUUUUUUGUCCCGGCGAAACGCCCAUACAUUUCCUCAUAAGAAAACCCCGUUAAUGCGACCACCCCGUUAAUACGACCAACGACCACAUUCUGAAAUCCCAACCUGUAUAAUCCGUUAUAAUUUUACCCCGUUAAUACGACCACGCAAACCAAAUGCAGCUGUAAUAUGUCCUGUUACUGAUCACUCAUAACAUCAAAUAGCAAAUUACAAUAACCUGAUACAACAGUAAAACAUUAACACCACACCGUGGUUUUACAUCUGCUUUAGCUAAAUUGCAAAGCAAUUUAGUCAGUCAUUUAACCUGUUUUUAACACAGUUUGGUUUUUUUCACGCGGCUACCUUCCUGCUCCUUGGCUCUCUUUAAGGUUUCGUCUGUUUUACAGAAAGAUUGUUCUGAAGGUCAGUAGGUUUCUUAGCAUUUCAACGUGCUUUGUCUCGAGGUACGUGUAAAGCCAACUCGACCGGUCCAACUCUGUUCACGUUUCGUUUUUAUACAGUUAUGUUUAUCUUUCCGUGAUUAAUGUUGUAUAAUCAUGUAUAUAUUAAAGAUAAAAGAUCAAAUUCUUAACAUUGCAUCCCGGAUUUUUAUUUUUAAUGUUUAAAAACAUUGUAAUUGUCAUGUACAUCUGUCAAGAUGCCACUUAAAAUAGAAUGCUCGUGAAAUCAUUUGUUGUUGUGUGUUUACAUCCAAAAAACUUGGCCCGUUGGUGGUCGUAUCACAUUGUUCCAGUGGUUCAUUUUUUUGUCGUUUACAUCCAUAAAACUUCCUUGGGCACAUUGUAGUGUUUCUUUUUUGAUGUCAUUAGUUAACAUGAUCUCUAGGCCACCUUCAUAAUAACUGACAUACUGGUAUGUUAGUGUACUGACUUUAUACUCCGGUCUGUUUAUCAGAGCUGAUAAUUAAGUUACUGGCAGUUGACAGCAACAAUCAACAGUCCAAGAUACUGAAGGAUUACAACAAAUACGUUACUAAAGUCAGGUUUGUUUUAAGCUUUAUUUCUGUUCAUUAUUAAGCCAAAAAUACAAUGAACAUAUUUUUAAAUUUCAGAGAACUACUCAAAAGACCUUUAGUUAAUUGAAGGAUGGGAAAGACCUUAUCUUAAUCAGAGCAGGUAAAAACUCCAAGUCCGAUUGCUUGGGGCAAGUAGAUUUUGAUGUUGGGCAAGUAAAAAUAGAAAUUUUAUCCUUAGUAGUCCUAUGAUUCAAAUCCUGUAGUUACUCUGUAUCUGGCACAGCAUUUACGUACUAGUCAAUCUAACCUGCAAUCAUGCAGUCCUUCUUCUCUUGUGUUUUAUAAAUGAAAAAACAAAUACUGCCUGAUCGCAGGUUACUAGUGAUCUAAUUGAUACACUUUGUUGUAAUCUACAAUUUAUUAUAAACAGUACCUUAGAACUGUAAAAUGAUGAUAAGGCACUGUGUCCACUUGAGACAAGCCAUAUUUAUAAAUGGGGGCAAGUGAAAAAUGUAGUUUACUCGCCCACUGGGCCAGUGGAUUUCAAAUAUUUUUCCUGCCCUGUUAAUGACAAUCAAAUGUUAUUAUUCUGCAACAUGUUUUUGCAAGUAGUAUUGAUUUUAUACCAAAUUUGUUUUUGUUUGCUUCCUGUAGAACAUUACUAGAAAAACAAGGUGCAUCAGAUGAAUUACUGGCAACUGUGGGUGAUGAUAUCAAUGUAAGCCAUAGAGUAAUUAUGCACAGUAUAAUCACUUUUUUGCAGAUAAAUUGGCUGAUUAUAUCUUGAGUGGUUGGCAACAUUUUGUGGGCCCUACAGAGUUAUUGCCACCCACCUAUAAUAGCUAAGGGACGGACCAUUAGAAAAGUUAUGGGGGGGUGGGGAAUUUUCGAGCCGCAGGAAUUUUUUUUAGGUCAUAGCAUGAAUACUUUUUAGGGUUAACUGGCAUGCAUGAAUUUUUUUUUUGAGUUAAUUUUCCCUUUUGCGAAUAUAUUUUUUGUACUUUGCCCACUCCCCCGUAAGUUUUCUAAUACUCCGUCCCUAAUUCUAGCUAAUUGUGGGUAACAUAGUCAUAUUAUAAAUUAUUUUCAAAUUGAAUAAACUGUUGUUGGUGGUGAGAAAAAAAAUGAUACUUUAGCAAUAAGUAAAAUGCUUAUGCUCAUUGUCCUUCAAAAUAGAGAAGGUAGUAAUGUUGUUCUGAUCUUGACUUCAGCCUGCAUCUCUGGCUUGUGAGUCCUUGCUGUCAUUGACAUCACAGAGAACAGGGGAGUGGUUCAAGGAAGAGAUCCGACUCCUGCAAGGACUGGAUCAUAUUAUGGACAUAGGUAAACUGGUGUCAAUGUACAAACUACUGUGUUUUAUGCAAUACACAUACUUGCACAUAUUUUUUAAAAUGUAGGUCAAAUAUGGCAGUUAUUAUUGAUGCCAAAGAGCUUGGUCUUCUUAUAAAUACCACUAAUAUAAUGAUAAAUAUUGAUUACUAAAGUUACACAAUGCAAGCUCUACCUUCAUGCAAGUGGUGCAAAGUAAAAGCUCCUUUGUGCAUGAAUGAAUUUGGGCAAAACGUGAAUAACACUGGGCCCUAGUUAGGCAAAGAUUAUCACCAAGAGAAUGUACAUUCCUGCUUGUGUCCUGGGUACAAAUAGACUGAUCAAAGUAAUAAAAUUAAACAUCAUCUCUUUUGGACCUCAAAGUGUUUAUCCUGAGACAAGGAUGAAGCUCAUUGAUGACGAAAUAUAUCAAGAAUGAGGCACAGUGUUUCAUCACCAGAUGAAACACUCAGAAGAGAAACAAAAUGAUUUUAGAAGAAGAAAUUAAGGAUGCAAAAAUGAGCAGUUUUUCAUCUGAUUUCCAAAUGCUCAUUAAACAUUAAUUUCCUUAUGAACUAUUAAUAAGUUUGAGAAGUAAAGGUCAAUUUGCAGGACAGUAGUAUAGAUUUAAGGGAAGAAAUUAAGAGUACGUUCUUGUUGAAUACAUUGCUAAAGUAAUUGUUCCUUUAUUUCCAAUACCUACCAUUGUUGUUUAGGUGUUAACACUAUUGACCAGCUUCUAGCAAGACACUCAGAUGGCAAAGUACAGUCUGAGCAUGUAUCAAUUUCUAAGCUGAAGAAGAUGACAAGAUGCAUGAAACUACUUGAAAACGUGAGCAAUUAAUUGAUCAUAAAAAAACAGUAAUUUUCAUUAAAAAGUGUGUGCCUUGAGAAAAGCCCAAAGUGACUUCUGAUAAACUUCAAAUUCUCCUUUUAGACUGACCCAUAACUUCAUAAGAAACAAAGGAGAAUUUGUUACGAGACCACAAGUCUCUUAGGGCUUUUUCCACGCUCUCCUUCAAUUGUUUCCUCACAAGACACCCAUGUACUUAGUGCUCUAAGCUCAACUUUUUCCGAAGUAGACUUUGAACCUAAAAUUUCAAUGAAGAGAUAAAUAGAUAAUCAAAAUGACUGCCAAACCAUCACAAUCAAAUUUGGAGGUGCACGCGACAUCUCAAGGCUUAGAUGAACUACUCGGCAGACAGCCAGGUGAAUUAGAAAGAAAACUGAGCUUAAAAAAUUAUUUAUGUUUCCUGCAAAUGUUUCAUUAUCAUUGGGAUCAUAAAGAGGAACUAAUUAAAACAUGCACUUUGGCUUGGCAAAUUAUGCCCAAAAAAGUUCUUUGCACUCACCUUGAAGACCAAAAUGGUCACAGCUUGCUGUGCUUGUGCUCUUCAGAACUUGUCCAAACAUCUAUGUGCAUUCCAGAUUGAAUUGGAUUAUUUAAGUGUUGGUUUUUGAAGAGAGGAAUACCAGGUAACCUGGAGAAAAACUUCAACAAACAAUCAAGAGGACCAACAACAAACUCAAUGUUCAUACAGCGUCACUUUUGCAGGUCACAUUGGUUUAAGGCAAGAGCUCUCACCUGACUGUACACCCGUCCCUUGCUCCCCUAAACUGCAUGCCAGGCCUUUGGUGUUAACAUUUGUUUCAUUUACUUAUGAUCUUAUGCUGAUAGGUUACAAUCCAGAAUUCAAGUAAUCAGCAACACAUUAUAAGUUACGAGAAAGGUUAUUUUGUCUCUGCAUUGGUCAGGUAAGGCAGAUUCUCUGUGGAUAAAUGGUGUAUGAAGAUUUUCAUAAUCUUCUUACUGUUAACAAUUAUUAUUAACAGUAGGAAGAUUAUGUAAAAUUAAUAAUAUUAUUGUUCUGUGCUAAGUGAGCAAGAACUGGGGCUAGACUAGUACUAUCAAAAUUCAUUUGUAGUGUUGUGGCCUGAUAGCAAACUUAAAAGUGUCAUGUUUUGGACAGAACAAUCAUUUUUGUGGUUUUUAAUGUCAGCUUCUUGGUAUAGUUACACUCAGUGAACAAGCUUGGACAAACAUUCUUUGUUAUUAAAUCCUGCAAAUACAUACUGUUCUGUUUGGUGAUUUUGUUUGUCUCAAGCUAAAUAGUUAGUACUGUUUGGUUAUUUUCCAGGUUAUUACAGCUAUGUCUCAAUGCUCUGAACAAUGGCAUCUCACAAAAGAAAGUCAAGGUGAAACCAGACAAAGCUUUUGAAGAUUGCUUUUUCAGUAUUCUGAAAGUUUUCCUGAAUCUUACUCACAACUUUGGUAAGUCCACUUGCAACUUUGAUUUCAGUGAAACUGCAUCAAAAAUUUUCUAAUGGUCCCUUUUUCUUGCAAAUAAAUGCUUCAAUUUUAAAUAUUCAAGUCUCAUUUCUGAUUUCCAGAACCAAAAUUUUCUUCGCAGUCAUUUGCCAACCAAAGAUCACACCAUCCUCCUCAGGUCUUUGAGAUCACCUGCAUAUUGGUCCCAAGCUCCCUGGGAUCAAAUGUGUGACUAACACCCCUGCUCCCUAGAGCAGCUUCAUUCCUACUGAGCUGAAUUAGGCACCAUUCAAUGAUUAACACAUUUUUAGUAGUUUAAGCACCAUAGAGUACAGUGGAGUAUUUGUUUGAGUUAUCAACCCCUUAAGCCCCAAUAUCCACAGACAAAUUCUCCACACUGAUCUCUAUAUAUUUCCUUAAAGAAUGAGUUGAGAGAAUUUGACAAAAGAUAAAAGCAUUUUCUCUUACGUGAUCAUUUUAUUAAUUCUCAAAACCUAGUCUCUUGACAAUGUAUGGAUAUCAUUGGGAGAAAAUUGACGUUGGUCACUAUCGGGACUUAAAAGGGUUAAUGAUCAAGGUUGUAAGAGGUAAAUGAGGGAAGUUACCUGUUUCCCCUACCCUAUCCCCUUCCAUACCCACCCUCCCCCCUGUGUUAUGUUACUGUAUCUUGUUUUUUGGCCAAAAUUCCGCAGCAGUUAAGAACAUAGCACAGUGUUAAAGUUUGGAUAAUGUGUUUAAGAUACAUCAAUAUCCAUCUUCCGAUCAAGAAUGUUUUAAAUACCAUGAAUUCUGUAGAUACUUGGUGGAAAAUACCCGUAACUUAAACUAAACUAAGCUGGUCAUUUUUGUGAGGUUUCGUGUAUUUAUUAUUCAUUAUGAUUUAUGAAAAUAAAAGUUAUCCUUGGCAAAACCAUUCCUAUUGACGUACACCAUCUAUGAACAGUACUCGAAAACUUGUUCUUGUAGAGGCAGGCAGCUCAUGUAUUGGACAGCAAGAAGGUUUCCUCUCUUCUCUUCUCUUGACUGUUUUACAGGUUAGUAACACCUCAACAAACAUUUGGAAGAAAACAUUAAUGUUACCAUACUUGUAAUUUAAUAAUAAAAUUAUUAGUUUCAGUUCACAAGCAUUCUUUCACAUUUUUGGCUUUUUGAAGUGAUGCUGCAUCAUAAUGUUGUAAAUUUAGUUACUAAUUUUUUGGUAUCAUUAUAGCAGUCCAUAGAGUUGUUAUAUUGUAGGCAGAACUGUAAUUUAGUACAAUCAAUUCUCUGUAAGACAGAUACCUUUGGGACUGGCACUAUAUGUCUGUCCAUAGAAAGUCAACUGAAAGGAGCAAAGAAAGGCAGACCAACUGGGGGUAUCUAUUUGAGCAAGGUGUCCAUCUUAUAGAGGUGUCCCCUAGGAGAGAGUUUACUGUCAUGCAAGAAAACUGUCACUGUAUAAACAAAGUAAAAGUCAGUUAUAAAAUCGAAGUGCAUGUUGGUGUCACCAUAAAGCAUCUAUUUUCAAACUUAAAUUUGCCCUGGAUGAUUGUUUUGUUAUCUUGUUUUUAUGUGCCAUUUUUAACACAAACAUAAUAUGAUUUGGUUUUGUUAUUUAAGUUGCCACAGUUUGUUGCUGAGAGUAAAAUGUUUGACCUGCACUUGCUGGUAAGUGUUUAUUUGUCCAUUCAAGAAAAAGUGUAAGGCUUUGAUCAAAUAUCAUUUCAUUAAAAAUGUUAUUAUAAAAAGUUUGUUAGUUAGUGCAUUUUUUGUUUUGUUAUUUCAGAGUUUGGAGCUCUUGUACAACAUUGUUGAAGAUAGUAAACAGAACAUUGCCACCCUGGUGCAGCUACGUACCUCCCCCUGUCUUGAGAGUCAAGAGGUAGAUAAUCAGGGGGACAAGAUCAGUGCUAUUGAGGCUCUUGUGCAAUUGUUCCUCAUUAGAGAGAAAGCUGCUAGAAAUACAGAUGAGAUGACAUCAGGCUUAUCAACUGAAGGUAACUCAUUUAACCCCUAACGGUGACUAAAAUCUUAUUUCUCCUAGCCUGCAGUGCAGGCGUAUUUUGGGUGGACGAAAGCUGCUUGUUUAUGUUCAUAUUGUUGUAGCUGCCAUCUUGGAUUUUAUGACAGAGGAAGACUGGGGAGAGUAGAAUUAGUAACCCUUAACUCUUUUGGAGUUUCAACAAAAUUAAACUUUUAACUCCGCAAAAAGCAUUUGAGCACCUGAAGAAAACACCUUAAAAAAGGCAGACUAUAAUCAGGUUGAAGGGGAAUUGAACGCACUUCUCUUGAGUCCGUUGGGGAAAAACAAGGAUCUCUCGCUGCUUCGCAAUUAAUCAGAGUUUAACGGUCGUCUGCACGCAGAGAAAAGGAAAAUGCCUGAAGAAAACACCUGCACUGCAGACUAUAUUUCUCUUUAAAAACGUGCCGCUUAAUUAAUCUAACGGUCGUGAGAGAAAAGGAAAAUAUAAUAUUCACAGAGUUGUUGAUUGUUAAUCAAAUUCUUCUCACCAUUACCAUAGAAACUGUCUGAAGAACAGUAGUACAAUGUCCGUUGAUAUCAGCAAUGGUUUAAAAGGUUUUUAAAAAACUUUGGUGGGUUGAGUACUGACCUAUGAUGACAACAGGUCUGACAUUUUAUAGAAAAGUUUGUUAUGUCACAGAAUAUAAAGUCUACAAUACUGGCUUAGUGCUCAGGUUUCUGAACAGAUGGAGUAAAUUGUUUGACUUUUUUCCUUGUUUGACUUAAACUGAUCCCUGGAAUGUGCUUCAUAGUGAAAAGAAAUUAAUUAUACUAAUCAAUUGGUCUUUUUUUAUUGAUUAGAGGAGAGCAGUCAAGACUCCCUGAAACAGACCAAAGAUGGGGGUUGGAUUUGUGGAGAAGACAUUGAUGUUUCUGUAGAUGAGGGAGGCAAAAACGAGACUGAAGUACAAGAAGAAGUCCUGCCACUUGAAGUGCAGCUUGGCAAAGGUAACAGCUGAGUUUGUGGUGCCUGCAUUAUGUUUUAUUGGUGGUUUCUUGUUGUCACAGAUGCUGCAAUCACAAAAUGAUAUACCAGUAAUAUUUUUAAAAUACCACACAGUGUAGGGCUCAAAAGCAGACUUAGAUUUCAGCUCUUACAUUUUAUAAUUCAUUCUUUCUAUUGCUUGAGAGAUUUAUUCUGACUGGUCAGUAUUUUGUUUCUGUGCAGCUCUACAAAAAGCUGGUGAGCACAUGGAAGACAGCGUUGUGGCUGCAUAUGUGUCACUUCUCCUUGGUUGCAUAUUACAAGAUAAUGAGGUGAGGCUGUCGUUAUUGAUCAAUAAAAUAUCAAAAUAAAAUCUUAACAUAUAACAUAUGUUGCUCUUGUUUGAUGAUACCAAUAGUUUGAGAAUGUCCUUGUGCCAGGCUAUGCUUAAUUUAAUUUUUCUUUGUUUCCACCAUUAUCAUACUUAACCAAAAAACAAGGAAAAUAACUUAACCAAGGAUAAAAGAAUACUGAACCACUCAUCUGACACACCAUAGCUACUGAUAAAUAAAAACUAAAAUUCUUAAAAUUUGUCACAGGCAAACCAAAGCUUUAUCCGUGGUCUUUUGCCCGAUGGAGAUUUUUCCUUGCUUGUUAUUGUUUUGAGAAAAUUUCUCCGCUUCAUUAAACUCACAGUGAGUACUAUUUUAUUAUGUUGCAUUUAUUUGAUUUUUGUGAACUGUUAUUUAAGUAGGGCUCAAAAUCACAGCUGGUUAACAGACAAUGUCUGGCCAGAAUGGCAUCUUGACCAGCCAACAACUCUGCUCACCAGUCAUGUUGGCCAUUCACACAGACUCUUAUGUCGUGGACAAACAGCCAAAUCCUCACCUGCAAAUUUAAGAUUUUGUCUCUUUGUAAAAAUAGAUUCAUGUUCACUAAUAGAAAAUAACAGAAGGAUUAGCUCACUUUUUUCCCAAGUUUUUGACUAGUCAGAAAAUGAGAUUUGACCAAGCAAAAUUUUAUUUGGCUGGUUAUCGUGUCGGGCCACCGUCCAAAAUUAUUUUGAGCCCUGACUUAGGUAAUUUGAGUUCCUGUGUUUCUUAAUACUUAUGGUGCAUGAGGUCUUGCUGCUUAUUUCACUCUGCCAAGUCCCAGAAGUGGCCAACAACAAUCUUCUCCCAGCAAUUUCAAAACAUCAUCAGGAAUAAAGGUCAGGGAGAAUUACAUGUAACAGGAUGAUCACCAAAGAGAACAUGCUUUGAUCUUUUCUCAAAUUCUCUAACUUUACGGAAAUGUAUCACAUCAGUCUGGAGAAUUUGUAUGUGUCGAGAUUGGGGUUUAAAUGGUCAACUAUGUUACACAGUUUUCUUGGGAAUUUUUAUUAAUGUUAAUUCACUGGAGUGCCUGUAAACUAGCUUGAGCAGUUUACCCUUUAAGCCUCAAGAUCCAGACUGAUCUCCAUACAUUUCUUUUAAGAAUAGUCAGGGUUGUCACUAAGAUUUCAAGUUGCCAUGUAAAUACAACAAGUAGGCGGGGAAUCAAACGGCUAGGGAUUUCUUUUGGUUCUAUUUUUGUUCUCUUUUCCAAUAAAAGUAGCCGGGGGCUACACUCAUAGUAGCCAGGGAAAAUCCCCGGCCCCCGGCUCUUAAUGACAACCCUGAUAGUUGAGAGAAUUUGGUUUAAGAUCAAAGCAUUCUCCCUUUGGUAAUCAAUUUAGUAAUUCUCAUAACGUUUACUCUUGAUGAUCAGCUGAUGUUGUUGGGAGAAAAUUGAUGUUGGUCAGUCUUGGGACUUAAGGGGUUGACUAAUUUUACUUCAUCUGUUUUUGUGAUGUUUUCAGAGUGGUACAAGUGGACAUGCCAUUGAGAAAAUUGUUAAAGUCUUGGAAAGUUGCCGGUGAGAACCGAAGAACCAUGCAGAAGAACAAUAAACUUACAGUUUAAACUUAGUGAUAAUAAUUAGCAAUAAUUAUUAUUGAUAUUAUAAGUAUUACACUGUGUGUUUGUACUGUACAUAUUUGAUAUUAUUUGUUUCAUAACUGGGAUGUGGAAGUCUUUAACAAGUACAAAAGUGAAAACAGACUUUGCAAAAGUGAAUGGGAAUAUUACAAUUAUGAUAGUGUUGCAUAUAUUUAACUUAAUUAUGUGACUAAUUUGCCUGUGUCAUUCAUUGCCACCUCUGAAAUUUUGGUUUAAAUUUGAAACUGAGAACAUACUUUGCAGUCCUACAGAAGUUGAUUGUGAAUGGGAUGUAUUUAAUAAUUUACAGAUCGGAAACUGACUUUUUGACACAAAUUUACAACAGCUUCAUUACAAUGAUAAUCCUGGUAAAUGGAGCAAAGUUCUAAAAAGAAUGAUAUUUAACAUAGUAGAAGUGUGAUGUCCUAUAUUCACUUGGCAAACCAUUGCUUUAAGGAAUGGCCAAGUAAUGUUAUUAAUGCUGGCCAUUUUAAAACUUUUCAUUAGUUAUUCAGAUCCCAUUGUCUCAGACACAAAGUAUAGACUUUGCUUUUUUACAUUUUUCAGUUAUAGGGUUGAAAGUGGAAAAAGAGUUUAUGACAAUUUCACUUUCCUAAACCACACAUUCAUUAUACCACGGUCACACUACUUAGAUUCUACAAUAUAUUAUUAUUAUCAUUAUUAUUAUUAUUAUUAUUAUUAUUAUUAAUGGAAGACCCUCUAACAACAUACAUGCAUAGGUGCUCAAUGGAUUUGACAAAGACUUUUAAAAAUUUUCAAACUGUUGUAAAAUAUUUCCUUAAGUAUUACGGGGCUCAAAUCCCCUUUUCAUUCGUAACAGGUAAUUUGAGCCCUUAAAUGCAGAAGGGAAAGAUUUAACAAAAAAUUUCAGAAUUUACAAGGACUUGUAUGGAAAACCACUCAAGCAUGACUGGGUGGCAAGAGUUGUUUUUCUCAUACAAAUGCUUCUAAUUAUUUUUGGCAGCCAUUGCAAUCACGACUUUUGAGAUAUGACAGAAAAUGUACGGGUUACCUAAUUUUAAUAUGCUCUUUCAGCUCGUGCUAACAAAAUUUUUCAAAAGCAAACUGUUUUCGUGUUUACCGAAAGUUGAUCACAUGAUCAACUAAUGCAAAAGGCCUGUAGUUAGCUGUUCUAAAUCCAAUGCAUAAGUUUCAAGUUUUUAAUAACAUGUAAAUAUAAUCUUUUAGCAUUCAAAACCGCUAAAAAAUUGAUGCAGCC
Molecule: messenger RNA, 16097 nt
Organism: Porites lobata
Lineage: Eukaryota; Metazoa; Cnidaria; Anthozoa; Scleractinia; Poritidae
Source: the annotation of a GenBank genome assembly